Tilletiopsis washingtonensis is the source of this 1534-nucleotide messenger RNA. RefSeq names its product Ribokinase-like protein. Gene Ontology annotation, molecular function: pyridoxal kinase activity. The transcript is spliced from 4 exons. Gene Ontology annotation, biological process: pyridoxal 5'-phosphate salvage. Gene Ontology annotation, cellular component: cytosol. Bases 41 to 1144 code for a protein of 367 amino acids. Lineage: Eukaryota; Fungi; Basidiomycota; Exobasidiomycetes; Entylomatales. The record is from RefSeq and is a predicted model, not a curated record.
CUUCCCCGCCCUCAUCUCCUCACCUCACACGCACGCCAGCAUGGCCGCCUCGUCGUCGGCCGCACCGGCACUCGCGCCGCAGCGGCUCCUCUCGAUCCAGUCGCACGUCGUCUCGGGCUACGUGGGCAACCGCUGCUCCACCUUUCCCCUGCAGCUGCUCGGCUGGGACGUCGACGUGUGCAACACGACACAGCUGAGCAAUCACACCGGCUACCGGCGCAUGGGCGGCUGUCGCCUCGAUGCCGAGCACCUGCAGAGCGUGCUGCAGGGCCUGCAGCAGAAUGGCCUCGUGCGCUAUGCGCGGCUCCUCACCGGCUACACGCCGUCGCCCACAGCACUCCACGUCAUCUCGCAGUUCAUCGCCUCGGUCCGGAAAGCACACGCCCGCGUGCCGACCUAUCUCCUCGACCCCGUGCUUGGCGACACGGACCGCGGCUACUACGUCGACACUGCAUGCCUGCCGCUGUACCGCGAACUCAUGCCGCUGGCCGACAUCAUCACGCCGAACAGCUGGGAGGCCGAACAACUGGCCGCACGCAGCAUCUCAGAUCGCAGCAGCCUGCUCAGCGUGCUCGCGACGCUGCACGUCACGUACGGCGUGCGACACGUCGUGCUAACAUCGCUGGAACGCGUGCCGGAUGACAUUGGCGUAGAGAAGGGCGACAUGGUGCAGGUCGGCUCCUCAUUCGACGUCGACGCAGCGCGGGGCGAGGGCAAGCAGGUGCUGCUGCAGCCGUGGAUCAUCCGCUUCCCGCACGUCGAGGGUCACUUCGUCGGCGUCGGCGAUCUGUUCUCGGCGCUCGUGCUGGGCCGGUUCAAGACGGACACGCAAGGCGAGGGCAUCACGCCGCUCGCGACUGCUGCCGAGCUGGCCAUCGCCAGCGUGGCCGGCGUGCUGAAGCACACCGUCGACGCCGCGACGAAUGAGGCUGCCUCUGCACCGCAGGCCGCCACUCCCGCCGACGCAUCGCAAGAGCUGACGGCAGAGCAGCAGGCAGAGGCGCAUGUUCUCUACGCACGCACGCACGAGCUGCGCCUGAUCCAGGCGCGGCAGGAGCUCGAGCGGCCACAGGUGCGCUGGCGCGCCGCGUGGCUGAUGCAGGAGCAGAAGGUCAGCGUAGAGGUGCCCGAGCGGCCGCAAUAGACAGAUGCAUGGCAUUGCGAGGGUGACGGAGACAGUGUGACAUUAGCCCUGCAGCCGCUGCUGCACGUCUUGCCGCUUCGGAAUGCUCUCCAGCGCGCCCUCCUUCUCCACCGCCAUGGCCGCUGCCUGGCCGGCCCAGCGCAGCGCCUCCUCGACCUGCUUGGCCUGCAGCUCGCCCUCGACCUCGGAGAGGCGCGUCACGAGGUUGCCGGCAAACGUGUCGCCGGCGCCCGUCGUAUCGCGCACGGCCUGCGGCUUCGACGCGGGGGAGGCGAACACCUGCCUGCCGCCCUGCAGCGCCACGGACGCGAUGACGCCCUGCGAGCCGAGUGUGAGGACAAGCCACUUGAGGCCGCUGAACUGCGGCAGCGCCACGAGCGCCUCGAGCGU